AUGGUGGGACACCAGACACAACCAACAGCUAAUGUAAAUGCAUCCCGCCAAGAAAGCAAGCUGAUGGAAGAAUGUGACCAGCUCAUUGAAAUAAUCCAGCAAAGACGACAAAUAAUUGGAACCAAAAUCAAGGAAGGGAAGGUGGUGAGGUUGAGAAAACUGGCCCAGCAGAUUGCGAACUGCAAACAGUGCAUUGAGCGCUCAACAUCCCUCAUCUCUCAGGCUGAACAGUCACUGAAGGAGAACGAUCAUGCUCGCUUCCUGCAAACUGCUAAAAAUAUCACUGAAAGGGUUUCCAUGGCAACUGCAUCCUCCCAGGUUCUAAUUCCUGAAAUUAAUCUCAACGAUACUUUCGAUACUUUCGCACUUGAUUUUACCAGGGAGAAGAAAUUGUUGGAAUGCCUUGAUUAUCUUACAGCUCCCAACCCACCCACCAUUCGAGAAGAGCUCUGUACAGCUUCUUAUGAUACCAUUACUGUCCACUGGACAUCAGAUGAUGAAUUCAGUGUCGUCUCUUAUGAGCUGCAGUACACCAUCUUCACCGGACAAGCUAAUGUUGUUAGUUUAUGCAACUCAGCCGACAGCUGGAUGAUUGUUCCCAAUAUCAAACAAAACCACUACACAGUGCACGGUUUACAGAGUGGCACUAAGUACAUCUUCAUUGUUAAGGCCAUUAAUCAGGCAGGCAGCAGAAGCAGCGAGCCCGGCAAGCUCAAGACAAACAGUCAGCCAUUUAAACUGGACCCCAAAUCUGCUCACAGAAAAUUGAAAGUGUCUCAUGAUAACCUGACAGUCGAACGUGAUGAAACAUCCUCCAAAAAGAGUCACACACCAGAGCGAUUCACAAGCCAAGGGAGCUAUGGAGUAGCUGGCAACGUGUUUAUUGACAGCGGGCGGCAUUACUGGGAAGUGGUUAUAAGCGGGAGUACGUGGUAUGCCAUUGGUAUUUCCUACAAGUCGGCACCAAAGCACGAGUGGAUCGGGAAGAAUUCUGCCUCCUGGGUGCUUUGCCGCUGCAAUAACACGUGGGUGGUGCGGCACAACAGCAAAGAAAUCCCCAUCGAGCCCGCACCUCACCUCCGGCGGGUCGGGAUUUUGCUGGACUAUGACAACGGUUCCCUUGCUUUUUACGAUGCUUUGAACUCCCUACACCUUUACACUUUUGACAUUACAUUUGGGCAGCCUGUGUGCCCCACGUUCACUGUGUGGAAUAAGUGUUUGACCAUUAUAACUGGCUUGCCUAUCCCUGACCACCUAGACUCCUCCGAGCAGCUUGCAUGACUGCUAAAAGCCAAAAGGUAGGAUGACGUGUCUUCCAAGGUGGCCAGGCAGCUGCCUGUAGGAGCUUGCCCAGAGCUGGUGGACUGUGUGGCCUCCCAGCCAUCUCUGCUGAAUCCAGCCAGAACUGAAAAGGGGAGAAUAUCUCUUUCCUGUGUACUUUGUAUGGAAUGACAAGAAGUGGCUUUAAUAAUAUCUUAGAACUUUCUUUUGCAGUUGGUUUUGUUUGGUUGGUUUUGUAUUUAGUCUCUUACAGGAAGAUUUAUAAAUUAUUUAUAAAACAAAAAAAAAAAAAAAAAAAAGGAAGGGAAAGCCUGGUUUGGACACCUGGAAAAUGACUUACUUGUUUUGCACAUUGAUGGUCCUAUUAAUUAAAGUUUCAUCAGCCCUUUGCAUCGUUUUAUUUUAUAGUGGAUAAAAGCAGGAAAUUGGAAGGAUGAAAACUGCGGAGUGGACAAGUCAGUAUACUGCAGGUUUUACUCGUGUCAAUAUCAGCGCUCUCAUUACCAGUCUUAUUGAGUGCGAGAUCUCCUAGUUUCUUCUUUGUACAUGGGAGUGUGCAGACCAAAAAGAACAAAAAUAAACAAGUGAGGAAGUGGAGCUAGCCAACACAGCAAAAGAAGAAAGUUUCAUUUACUUCUAUUCACAGGGCAGUGCUCUCUCUGUUCAUAAAAAACAUGUGGAAUAUCUCCUAGAAAUGUGAGUGGAUAAAUCAUCUGGUGCUUUAUUUUACUGAUGGCAACAUUCCCAUCUACAAGUGCGUCACCUUCAUCUUUGGGAAACACUGUAGAAUCACCGAGGAUGUGAAAGACUGAUACCAUCUCUGAGGAUCAGCAACACUGGAGGAGAGCAGCCAAUCCAAGGUCUGACUGUAGACUAAUUUGAUAAAGCACGACAUCAUUUAAGGAUUGAUUGUAAUAGAAGAUGUCAUGGUUCUGAUGCUAGAUAUGUGAAUGCUUAUUGCUGAUUUUACAAGGUUCAACAUAGCAAGCCCAGCCAACAACUUAGAAGUGAGACAUGUGCCACUUUACCAUUGAUUUUAAAUUAAAUACAAAUGUUUCAUUGUUAUACACUAUGUGGUCUCUAUAACAAAACAAGGAAAUCUGUUUUACAUGUGCUGUAUAGAGAAACACUGCAGCUGGAGUUUGCUCAGAGCUAUCAUUGUCCUGGAUUAUUUGGGAAGGCACAGUUCUCUUUGUGAAUGAGGAGGAAAUAGUAAGUUUACAGCAGCAGUAGGAAUCUGUAUGUGCAGGCCCUACAUUCAUCCUGGUGUUGGUGGAUGAGCUUCAGUGAAGGCAAUAGAGGUUGUACCUACUUUAUCUCAAAGCUGAAUCGGGUGCAUUUUUUUUUUCUCUUUUCCUUCUACAAAAUAGAAGCCCUUUGUAAUUACUACAGUGCUUUUGUAUAACGGAUCAUUUUGGGAGAUGAUGAGGCAUAUGACAUCUUUAAAAGAAUGGUUUUCCUACAGUGUUUAGUUGUUACUAUGCAAGUGGUGAAAAUCUGCUUGUGUAGAAAAAGGGUAAAUUGAAUAUUCAGCUUUAUGAAAAGAUUUGCUCAGUAAUUUACAACUCUGCUUUAGGUGUCUUUUGAAAAUGAUGCCUUAAUGCACUUUGUUCACUAAUGGGUCCAAAAUAAAAUAGUCCCAAGCUCAGUUUCAGAUUUUUUAAAUACUGGUUGUCUAGAUACAAAUCUGUCCUACAGUUUGCCUUAUGAUCGAGAUGAGGAAUACAUACAUGCCUGUUUGGUUUCUUCCAUUUUUUAAUAGAAGAUAAAUGUCUAUCCAUGUUCCUUUGAUUUCUCUUUACAUGCUCUGCUAACUGCUGAAUUAAACAGAGAAACGUCUGGCAGUAGGUUGCUGGUAACCAUGGCUUUCAGCUGUGGUAGCAUCCCAUGGUUCAUAGGCAGGAGCCACUGAUCUUUCCAGAGUUGACACAAAUAAGGGAAAAUGUGUACAUAUAGUGAACUGCAGUGUUUAUCAUAGUGUCUUUAAUAAUCAAGAAAUGUAUACCCUCAAAAAUGAGAAAAUAUAUAAAUUCCCAAACAUUACAUUUCAUAAUUGAGCACAAUGUUACUGAUACAGUCUGAUCUACACUGCCCAGACAAUCUGGCCUGGGAUGUUGGGGAGGUAGCCACGAUGGCACAAGAAUUAUUAUAAUGAGUUGACAGGAGAUGACUGAUGUAAAGCAGUGAUAAAGAGAUGCAGGAGGAAAGUAGUUUUAAUCUAGGAUUAUUGCCAAGUUUCUGCCUAAAACAAAAGGGGUGUACUACCAAAGUACACGUAGCAAGGCUGUGUAUCUUCUCUUUUGCCAGAAAUAUUAAAUCUAGAAGCUGAUUUCAGUAGUGGACAAGUUGAAAACACUGUUCAGUGUUUGGCCAUACAAUGUUGGCAGAGAUUGAACUGGAUGGAAGUAAUACCAUGAAUUUGGAAAGAUCCCAAAUGAUCUCACAUAUUUUCAUUGUAAAGGUAGACCGUGAGUCUAAAGACAGAUCAUGGUUUUGGCCAAUGGAAAAAGAAUGGUUGUUAUCUACAGAUCUUGCUGUAUCAUUUUUAUUUUAACUCAGAAUACUUCAUUUGGAGCCAAGUCACAUUUCUCCAGUGGACUAUUAAUUCAGUCUGUACUCUUUAUGCAUAUAUGUUUGUGUAUCUAUGUACACAUAUGUAUGAGUACACACACAACAGUAUAUGCACAAACAUAGUGUGUAAUUUGUGUAUAAGCAUACAUACAUAUAUACAUACACAAACUGACAGUAAUUAGUCAGGUGUUCCUUUUUUGCUUGUUUCUUGAACAAUUUCAUAUUCUGUAUGACUGUGAGGAAACAAGUUUGCUAUGAAUGGUCGUCUUCUGGACAUUUUUUAACAAACAAAAUCUGUUUAUUUUACAGAACUUGAUUCAAUGCCUCAUUAACCAAUAAAAACAUCGAUUUGAAAAUGUAGCUUCUGUGGUCUGUGGCAUUUUGCAUGGUCCAUAGUAAUCAGUUGAAAUCUGGGGGAAGGGUAAUCCUCAUGUAAAAAUAAAACAUGGUACUUUAAUGUAGCGUGCAGUCUUAGGUGAGGGAUUUUCCCUGACGUUUGAAAGUUUUGUGACUAGGAAUGAGGUAGCAUUGUAUAAUGCUGUGUUUAACAAAGGCAGAUUUUUGAGGAAUUUGCUGUGAUGCAAGCAAUGAAUGUAGUAGAUAAAGUCUGUGUUGAUAUAAUGAUUGUUUCAAAGGUGUACUUAAAACCCAAGGUGGGAUUCAGCAGAGUUAGAGCAAACUAUAGCACAAUAUCUUUAGAAGACAGUAGCAUCAGCUCAGAGUAGUUAAACUUGAGGUAAUGGAACAGUGGGAGACUUUUUUCUCCCUGAGAACAGAUAAGUUUUUCCAUGUGUUAGGCUCGCAUAUAUUAAUACAUGUUUAAUGGGGGAAAAAUAAUUCAAGAAUGGCAUGUAUGUCAUAAAUCAUUUGGUAGACUGUCUCGGGCCCAUUGUAGUUUCCCACUGUUGGCUUUCAGAGAGCAAAAACUUUGCUGCAUUUUCUGCCAUGAGUUUAUUCUUUGUCUGGUUUGGGUAUCCCAUUUCUCAAUGGCUCAGCAAAGAGACCCCCACUGAGCAGUGGGUCCCAAGGGUAGGAAGCAUAAAAAUCCUCAGAUGUGUGUACACUGUGAAAAGAUGGCAAUCUGUGCAAGUACAGGUGAAAACACAUGUAUGUUCUUCAUGAUAUUAGCAAUAGUAAGUCACUAAAGAGCAGUGUGCAUCAUCAGUUUUAAUCCUGCAUCUUAAUUGCAAAGACUAUAUUCUUUCCAUUUUGGAAAAUGCAACAGGAUGCUAUUGACAGCACAAAUUAAAGUGUCAGCUCUUUAGCCAGUUCAUUUUGAGAUGGACAGCAUUUAUAAUGCUAUGAAGAACUGUUUACUGUGGGAGAUUUCAUUAAACUAUUAUUUGACAUCAAACACUGUAUAAAUAUUUUUCUUAAUUUUUCUGAUAAAGCAAAUGUCUAUUAGUUCCCAGAUUCUCCUUUUAGUUACAGCAGCACAAAUUCCAGAUAAACUGAUGCAACAAACAAGGUGAGAAUUGCUAGUGGCUCUUUAUCUGUAUCACCAAAACUGAGGCUGUUCGUUUUAAUUGGAAACACUGUCUUCAUUUCUGGGUUAGGAGUAAAGAAGUGUUGGACCCACACAGAAAGUACACACUAUGCCAUUUCAGGAGCUGGCCAGGGCACACCUGGCCUGAAGGCCAUCGGUGGGGCAGCUUUGGGAAGCCAGUGAUAAAUUAAAAACACGCACAGGUUGCUUAUGUAGUAAUGUACUGGCCAUGUUCUUGUAACACUAUCUCUAAUGUCUUUUCACAUACUGAUCGUUCUAGUAGUGGAAGUGUGUAUUAAGAUAUAGGAAUGUAAUAUGCAGUAUUUUUCUGUGUUACUGGUUUGGUUGCUUGUUUAGAAAUUAGUUCAGUGUUCUGAACUUCAGCCUUAAUUCUGCACAUGGAGGAAAGCCCACUCCCAAGUACUGAUGGUGAGUGUUCUAGAUUAUGCUAGCUGUUUGUUUUAAUUGAGCUUUCUGAAGUGAAAGAAACUCUCUUUACAUUUUAACCUGUGAUUUAACACUUGAUUUUCAUAUUAAAAAAUGAAGAGACUAAAGAGCAAUGAUUUUAAUAAUGCUUCAAUGUGGAUGAGACUCUUGGUUUGGACUGUGAGGCAUAAGGUAUCUGUGUACAUAAAUCUCUGUGCCAGGAUAGACUGAUUUGUCAUUUGUCUUGAGAGUUGAGCAGUACAAGUGCAAGUGUUUUAUUCUGAGGUAGACUUCUGCAUUAACUCCACUCUUGGAGUGAAAUAUUCUGUUUCUUUAAUUUUUAAAAAUUGGUUUUCUGAUUCAAGUGCAGACCCUGCUAGUAAGAAUGCAAGUAAUUCGUCUUUCAUCAUGUUAUUUAUUUCAAC
Athene cunicularia (burrowing owl) is the source of this 6189-nucleotide messenger RNA. Its product is annotated as E3 ubiquitin-protein ligase Midline-1. Gene Ontology annotation, molecular function: protein binding. The record is from RefSeq and is a predicted model, not a curated record. The transcript is spliced from 8 exons. Bases 1 to 1281 code for a protein of 426 amino acids. Lineage: Eukaryota; Metazoa; Chordata; Aves; Strigiformes; Strigidae.